Coprinopsis cinerea okayama7#130 is the source of this 480-nucleotide messenger RNA. RefSeq lists its product as hypothetical. Lineage: Eukaryota; Fungi; Basidiomycota; Agaricomycetes; Agaricales; Psathyrellaceae. The coding region runs from base 1 to 480 and encodes 159 amino acids. The transcript has 2 exons. The record is from RefSeq and is a predicted model, not a curated record.
AUGUCAAUCCGCGAGCGUAGCUCCAGCACGUCGAUAACGACUGGUGACCACAAAGUCCGCAUCGUCGUUCGAACAGAAAUAGAGCACGCGCAAACCCCGUCCCAGCCUAGUGUCCCCGAUAAUGAGUUCUCAAAACUCGUUAUGGGUGUUAUAGCCGUUGACCAAAAACGAUUGCAAAGCAGGUUAACAGCGGCUAUGAGAGAUAUGAAUAGCGCAGCGGACGCCUGGAGCAGGCUAGAGGAGAAGCUGGAGGAGACACAUGGGGAGAACUUUGACUUGGUGCUGGCAGGGUACCCCGGCAAGUUGGACUGUUCGUUGGAUUCUCUGAGGGAAGCGCUGAACGAGCUCGAGAGAAUAUCCACCGCCAACGGACGCUGGAUCAACGCGUCUUUCUCUAGGCUUAACGGAAACUCGGUGGCCGCAGAGGCGGCGUCGAUGGAGGGAAGUGCGGACGAGCAAGAGUCGCACUCUAGUGACUGA